Messenger RNA from Silurus meridionalis, 1466 nucleotides. Its product is annotated as chemokine XC receptor 1-like. Gene Ontology annotation, cellular component: membrane. Gene Ontology annotation, biological process: G protein-coupled receptor signaling pathway; immune response. The transcript has 2 exons. NCBI's taxonomy places the organism in Eukaryota, Metazoa, Chordata, Actinopteri, Siluriformes, Siluridae. Bases 135 to 1187 code for a protein of 350 amino acids. The record is from RefSeq and is a predicted model, not a curated record. Gene Ontology annotation, molecular function: G protein-coupled receptor activity.
UUUAUGAAGCAUGGCAUGCAAAGAGGCAGGCAACGAGGAACUUUUUGAUCAUUCUACAGAGACCUUUAGGAAUAAAAGUAAAUAAAGUGAGUUGGCUUCAUUUUGUUAAGCUGGUCAAAAAUCAGAAGAGGAGAAUGGAAUCCAGCACACUGAUGAAGACUAUAACUGUACAAGAAAUAUACAGCGAAACCUCCAAGGCUGAAUACAGAAGCAUUGAAAUUCCCAUGAACCUCAGCAUUGUAAUUCUCCUCAGUCUUUCUCGAAUCAACCUGCUGAUCAUGAUCAGUGUAUUCUGUAUGAAACUUCCUUCACUGACCAGGAUUAUCAUUCUCAACUUGGCUCUGUCAGACCUGCUGUUUACUGUUGGACCACUUUUCUGGGUCUAUGACCAUAUCUGGGGUUCGACUCUGGGAGAGACAGUGUGCAAAGUUUACAGCUUUUAUUCUUCAGUCGGGUUUUACAGCAGCAUGGUGUUCCUGGUGUUGAUGAGUGUCGAGCGCUACAUGGCCGUGGUGCACCCUCAAUCAGACUGGAAAAAAGAAUUUUGUGUCAGAGAUGGUCUUGUAUUUGCGUGGGUGAUGAGCAUCCUGGUAGCAUUGCCAGUCAUGGUGAACAUUAAUGCCCAGUCUUACUCAGGAGGCUGUAGGUACAGCAAGACAAUUCCAUAUGUUAUCACCAUGUAUAAAGAGCUCCUUCUGUUUGUAAGUGCCUUUUUGGUCAUGGGUUUCUGCUACAUCAGGAUCCUGCCAACUGUUAAGUUUCCAGGAAACCACAGCAACAUAACUACUGGACUUGCCUUCGUUUUGGUCACUACAUUCUUCAUUUGCUGGGCUCCUUAUAACACAUUGAAUUUGCUUUACAUCUUAGAUUACCAUCAGAUUUGGAUUUAUACCAAUGAAAAACAUCUUAUUAAUGGCACAUACAUCUGCUUUAUUCUGGCUUUUACCCGAUGCUGCCUCAAUCCAGUGAUUUAUGGUUUAUUUGGUCUAGAAUCCGGUAAAAGAGAGGAAAAGCGAGCUGCUUCUGAAACUGCACCGGUGGGAACUGAACAUGAAGGUUCAAGCCAUGAAUAUUGUGAUCUUUCAGUUAAUAAAAGUCCACGGACUAGCAAACCUGAUGAUCGUAGUCUUUCAAGUAAAAGGUCUUGCAAAUUUCUCGCAAAAAAAAAAAGGUUUUGGUGCAUAUAACAGCAGAAGUGAAUGGAGAUUUGUCUUUUGAGAGUCACAUCCCUCACAUUCAAGCUUCUUAACACCAAGCUUAAAUUUUAUCUACAUUUUGACCACUUUGACAAAAUUAUGAAUGUGUGCCGAUGUUGUUUGUAGUCUCAAACGAUAAGAACUAGGCUCUCUGUGUCAGCAGUAGUUUUUUGUUUUUUAUUAUAAUGUAUUGCGGCUCGAGGUUUUACUUGUUGAUUUUGCAGUUUGAAUGUUGAUGUAUUUAAUUAUAUGUGUACAGUGUAUCUGAGC